AUGGAAGAUAUGGCACGCUUGGCUGUUGUUGAACAAGAAGUCAGGGAUAUAGACAAAUUUGGUAUAAUACUCCACGAAAUUCUCUAUAGCAUCAAUAAUAUUUUGGAGAACCCCCAGAACUAUGACUCAAGGCACAUAAAGAGUGAUAUUUUUGAAAAUAUUCUUGUCUGUCCGGAAUUAAAAGAUUAUCUUACAUAUAUUGGUUUUCAGUGGACAAAAAAUAAACUUGUAUUUCCAAAGGAACAGCCUUUGAAUAGGUUGAGGAUGGCAAAAUCAGCAAUAGAAAGGAAGAUAGGUCUCUGUUAUGGUACACACAGGAUUAAACCGCAGAGGACUGAUAGAAGCAAACAAAAUAUAAAGAAAUACAAAUUGGCUCCUGUUAAUGCACUGACAACAACAAACAACUUAUUAUUAAAAAUACAAAGCUUAUUUAAUAGGGUUUUGGAUUAUGAGGAUGAGGCUUUACAACAAAUCGCCAAAGAUCAGAUACCAAUGAUUACAUUGGAGUUAAGAGCUCUCAAGAGAAUGAGAGAUAGGCAGAAAAAAAUAAAGAAAGGUGAAACAAAGGAAUCAGAUUUGUCAUAUGAUAUAGCUUUUCUGAUGGAAUUGAUAGGAUGGUUUAAAGCGAAAUAUUUCUCUUGGGUCAACGAGCCGAAAUGUGAAACAUGCGCUGGACCUACAAAUUUUCAUUAUAGAACCACUCUUAACACGGAAACUGAAACUUGUAAUGUCGAAAUGUAUUUUUGCUACCAAUGCCAGCGUCAGACCAUUUUUCCACGUUAUAAUGAUGUGCGAGUUUUGAUGCGCACGCGCCGUGGUCGCUGCGGCGAAUGGGCCCAAUGUUUUGCGAUGUUCUGUAGAGCGCUGGGAUACGAAACACGAUACGUGGACGAUUUCGCAGACCACGUGUGGUGUGAGGUGUAUGACUACGAGUCCAAUUGCUGGCUGCACGUGGACCCUUGUGAAGGGGCUCUAGACACGCCGCUGAUGUACUGCCACGGUUGGGGCAAGAAGCUUUCCUAUGUUGUCGCUGUGUCUUGCGACGAUGUGCAGGACGUCACAUGGCGAUACACGACUAACUUUCGCGAGGUCAUGUCACGCCGAAAGCAGUGCCAUGAGCUUGAACUAAUAUCCACAUUGCUAACCCUUCGCGCGCAAAGACAAGCGCAGCUCUCGACGGCUAGACGAAAAUGGCUUACCACGCGCACUCUACGAGAAUUAGUGCAUCUUAUGGUGGAGAGAAAACCAAGUGAUUUUGAGUCACGUGGUCGGAUAUCCGGUUCCAAAGAAUGGCGGACCCAACGCGGUGAGAUGGGUUCCGAGGAGUUUGAGCACGUCUUCGAAUUUGAUCAAGCAGGCGAAAUAGUCCUGCGGUACCAUUGCAGCUCCGAUAAGUACAUCAUUAGUAGAGAUGGGGGUGAGGUAACAUCAAUCAGUGGGUGGUCUUCGGGGGUUUAUAAAUGCGAACACGUAUUCAGGAAUGUUGAGGAAGACUGGAAGCAAGUUUAUUUAGCUAGAGAAGAGGGUGAAAAAACGGGUGAAGUAUCGUGGAAGCUACGGGCCAAAGAUGAUUUGUUAUUUACAUUACUAAAUAUUCAAGUUAUUACUGCCGUUUUUGAAACUGGUAAUGUUAAGUGGAGCAUACAAUAUGAUGACCAGCUACCGAUGCCUGUUGAACUCACCGAUAAGCCAACAAAAUAUGAGAGAAAAUUUAAAGAGGUGACAAUUUUGGCACUAUUGAGUGGUGGAGAAGGCGACGUUGCUUGGCAGCACGCGCAACUAUUUAGACAACAACUUGAUUCCAAGGUCAACACUUUGGAGAUUCGCGCGUCAAUUACAUCGGAGAAACAAUAG
Molecule: messenger RNA, 1854 nt
Organism: Leptosia nina
Lineage: Eukaryota; Metazoa; Arthropoda; Insecta; Lepidoptera; Pieridae
Source: the annotation of a GenBank genome assembly